Messenger RNA from Chlorella variabilis, 1245 nucleotides. RefSeq lists its product as hypothetical. The record is from RefSeq and is a predicted model, not a curated record. The transcript is spliced from 11 exons. Gene Ontology annotation, molecular function: histone deacetylase activity. Lineage: Eukaryota; Viridiplantae; Chlorophyta; Trebouxiophyceae; Chlorellales; Chlorellaceae. Bases 1 to 1245 code for a protein of 414 amino acids.
AUGAGCGACGGCCCGGUCACCAAGCCCCAGCGCAACGUUGCCUACUUCUUCGAUGAGGAGCUGUGCAACUACAACUAUGGCGGCGGGAAUCCCAUGAGGCCCCACCGCCACCGCCUCACAACCAACCUGGUGAAGGGCUACCAGCUGGACGAGAAGAUGCGCCUGAUUCGGCCCAGGGCGCGCAGCCGCGAGGAAAUCAUGUACUUCCAUGCCGACGACUAUGUUGACUUUCUCACCAGCGUCACGCCUGAGAACCAGGAGGAGUUUAUGAUGCAGAUGCGGCGCUUCAACCUGGGGCCGGUGGGCGAGGCAGACUGCCCCGUGUUUGAUGGCAUGAUGGAGUACUUUCAGAUCUACACCGCCGGCUCCGUGGGCGGCGCCAGCCUGAUCAAUGAGGGGGAGGCGGAUGUGGUGAUGAACUGGAGCGGCGGCAUGCACCACGCCAAGAAGGGGGAGGCCUCGGGCUUCUGCUACAUCAACGACAUCGUGCUGGCCAUCUUGGAGCUUCUCAAGGUGCACCAGCGCGUGCUGUACGUCGACAUCGACAUCCACCACGGCGACGGCGUGGAGGAGGCCUUCUACACCACCAACCGCGUCAUGACCGUCUCCUUCCACAAGUACGGAGACUUCUUCCCGGGGACGGGAGCGCUGGGCGACACGGGCCACGCCGAGGGCAAGCUGUACAGCGUGAAUGUACCGCUGCAAGAGGGCAUGGACGACGAGAGCUACAAGUAUGUGUAUGAGCCCGUCAUGCAGAAGGUCAUGGAGCUGUACCAGCCGGGCGCCAUUGUCAUGUGCUGCGGCGCCGACUCGCUUUCGGGCGACAAGCUGGGCUGCUUCAACUUGUCCAUACAGGGCCACUCUGCCUGCAUCGAGUUCAUGGCGCGCUUUAACGUGCCUCUGCUGGUGCUGGGCGGCGGCGGCUACACGAUGCGCAACGUGUCGCGGUGCUGGUGCUACGAGACGGGGCGCCUGCUGGGGCUGGACCUUCCCGACGAGAUCCCAGAGGCAGGGUACCGCGACUACGACUACUUCAUGGACACCCACCGCCUGCGCAUCGCGGUGUCCAACAUGAAGAACGCCAACACGCGGGAGAGCCUGGACCGCAUCCGUACCUCGGUACUGGAGAAUCUGUCCACCAUGCCGCCCGCGCCCUCCGCCCAGAUGGCGCCCGUGCCGCCCAAGGUCGAGCAGGUGAGAGGGGUCCUGGCUGCAGAAGAGCGGGCAGGGCUGGGCCCGGGGUGA